Messenger RNA from Branchiostoma floridae (Florida lancelet), 1683 nucleotides. RefSeq lists its product as uncharacterized. Bases 720 to 1121 code for a protein of 133 amino acids. NCBI's taxonomy places the organism in Eukaryota, Metazoa, Chordata, Leptocardii, Amphioxiformes, Branchiostomatidae. The transcript is spliced from 2 exons. The record is from RefSeq and is a predicted model, not a curated record.
CCACUGCCCUAUCCUCCCUUGAACCUCCCCGCACACUACAGGGGGAUAUCAACCCUUUGUAAUGCACCUCGUCGCGGUCUCAACGACCAUAAUAGCAUCUUUAAUAAGUAAUGAUGUACAUGCUAAAGAUCAGUUUUUUCGAUAACCUGAUUGUGAGUUGUAAAUGCGGCGUUACUAAGAUAAGAUUCUCGGCUUUUAGUAAGUCCGUUCCCCAAAGAAGGGAGUCUAAUUAUACCCCCGACAGUAGGCCCGACCAGCGAAGGUCGCCCGGACCUUUGUCCGCUGUCAGGGGCAACCUGUAAUAACACUACAACAGCCAGGCACGUCCCGUGUGGGUACAGUACAUAACGUACGGACUAACACCGCGCCUGCUAUUCUCCGAGUCGGAUGGAGAUGAAAGGAGAUCUACAUAAUACAUCAUCUUCCUCUUCCUGGAGAUAGUGACGGCAUACUGCAGUCUGGCUUCGCGGCUUCCUCUGACGUUUUGCCUCGAGCUAAACUACGCAUUACCGCCAAUUUGCGGAGACCCUCUCCUGUGAAUACCUGUGAGUAGGCGAGGAUUCUCAUUCAAGUUCGGCCUUUGAAGGAUCGGAAAAAAACUUUUCUUGACGACGACCGCGGGUUAUAAGACGACCUGCGCGAGAGACUCGGAGACUAGAACAUCAUUCUGUUCUUUGGCGUGCCGCGGGUAUUUGCUAAAGAGUAAAAACGCUAGAAACAUGCGAGGAAAGUGUUUACUGUUAGCGGCGGUGUUGUUGAGUGUUUGCGGGGACGUGUUGAACAUGUACGCGGCAGCGGCACCGCGAAGGUCAAGGGAAGACGCACGGAGGAUGGAGGAGUGGACUGCUGCACUCGUGGGGCGGAAACCCGUGCGGUAUAACCGGGCUCAGGCUGAGGAAGAUCGUAGAGAGACGGGAGAACUUCAGAUCGGCAGAGCAAGAAGAGGCGUGAGAGAGUCCGAGACGGGAAGAGUCCGUAUCCCCCGGCAGGUGCAGGUGUCCACCGACCUGUCCAUGAUCCUCCUACGGGAGAUGCUGAAGGAAGCCCGGCAGAAACUGGAGGAAGAGUACCGGUCCAGAUCCCGCAACCACAACCAGAACCUUUUCAACAACAUCGGAUAAAAAAACUGCUAACACAGGGGAAACAUCGACUGACUGUUCAGGACUCUUCUGAGCUAUCAUGAAUUUGUUGAAGUUUGUAUUCUUUAAACAUUUGGGGGUUAAAAUUUGUUGUUGCCUCGCCCGCAACCAGAGCGUUUUCAAAAAGAUCGAAUGAAAGAACAUUGCCACGGGCAACACAGGAAAUAAAUGUUUCAUGAGUCUUCUUAGCUAUGAUGAAUUUUGGAAGUCUGAAAUGUUGACAGAUUUAGGGUCAAAAUUAGUUGCAAUCUUGCCUUUAACCAGAGCCAUUUAAAAGAGAUCGGACUACCACAGGCAAAGCAGCGAAUAUGUGUUUCAGAACCCUUCUUAUUUAUCGAAAUUUGUCAACUUCUUCAUCGUUAAAGCAUUUUGGACCAGAAUUAGUUGAAGUUAUCGCCCCAAACCAAACUCACUUUAGCGUAAAAACACCAGAGAAUGUCAAGGACUGUACAUUAGCUGUAUUGACGAUGCGAGUACCUGGACACGGGACCUAAGUGCUUUAUUCUAUAUUUGGAAACAUAUGAGGUUAACAUUUGCCAUGCCC